This is a messenger RNA of Zingiber officinale, 2166 nucleotides long. RefSeq names its product rop guanine nucleotide exchange factor 1-like. The record is from RefSeq and is a predicted model, not a curated record. Lineage: Eukaryota; Viridiplantae; Streptophyta; Magnoliopsida; Zingiberales; Zingiberaceae. Bases 174 to 1868 code for a protein of 564 amino acids. Gene Ontology annotation, molecular function: guanyl-nucleotide exchange factor activity. The transcript has 5 exons.
UCGUGUCUCUGCCAUCUCCCUUUUAAUUUUACCCUCCAGACUCAACUAAUCCACAUCUCUCUCUUCUUCUCUCUCUCUCUCUCUUUUUAGGCUGCCUUUGAGUUCAGCCUUUGUGUCGGACCACGGUCACUGAAGGCGCUGCUCUCCGGCUAACUUCCAGCAAGCGUCUCCCGAUGGGGACCCUUCCCUCCGACGACGACGAGGAGGAGUUCGUCUCCGACCUCCACGGCGACCAGUGCGGCACCUACAGCCCCAGCGCCGACGUCAGCGAGUCCGACUCCUCCAGCUGCUGCCUACCCUCUGUCUCAUCUACUGCCGUCGCCGCAGGCGCCUCUAGCUCCUUCACCUCUUCGCCCCUCGCGCCUCCCCUCCCCCCUCAUUUCCUCUUCUGGGACCCCAAGUUGGAGAAGAGGCCGACUGAUUUCUCCGAAGUGGAGAUGAUGAAGGAGAGAUUCGCUAAGCUUCUUCUCGGAGAAGACAUGUCCGGCGGUGGGAAAGGAGUCUGCACCGCCCUUGCUAUCUCUAAUGCCAUCACCAAUCUUUCUGCCACCGUGUUUGGGGAGCUGUGGAGAUUGGAGCCCCUGGCGCAGCAGAAGAAGGAAAUGUGGGUGCGGGAGAUGGAUUGGUUGUUGUCUGUGAGUGAUUCCAUUGUGGAACUCAUCCCUUCCAUCCAAGAGUUCCCUGGUGGGGGCACUUUUGAGGUGAUGGUCUCCCAGCCUCGGCCUGACCUCCACAUGAACCUUCCUGCCCUCAAGAAGCUUGACGCCAUGCUUAUUGGGAUUCUGGAUGGGUUCUUGGACACUGAGUUCUGGUACGUGGAUAGGGGGAUUUCGGUUGCUGCUGAUGCAGAUGAGGAUGGGAAUGGAUCCUACCCAUCUUCUUCCUUCGGCAGGCCAUCUUUGCGACAGGAAGACAAAUGGUGGUUACCUUGCCCGAGGGUCCCACCCAAAGGAUUGCCAGAGGAUGCAAGGAAGAGGUUGCAGCAGUGCAGGGACUGUGUGAGUCAGAUACUCAAAGCAGCCAUGGCCAUUAAUAGUGGGGUGCUCAUGGAGAUGGAAAUCCCUGAUGUCUAUAUUGAGACCUUGCCUAAGACUGGAAGAUCAUGCUUGGGUGAGAUAAUAUACCACUAUAUAACGGCUGAACAGUUUUCACCUGAUUGCCUUCUGGAUUGCUUGGACCUUUCAUCCGAACAUCAUACUUUAGAAAUAGCAAAUAGGAUUGAAGCAGCAAUUCAUAUGUGGAGGAUGAAAAGUCAUAGGAGGCAUCCCCAAGUGAAGACCAAAAAGACUUCUUGGAGAGGAAAAGUGAAGGGUCUUGUUGCUGACACUGAAAGAAGUCAAUUUCUGGCAGGACGAGCAGAGUGUCUUCUGCAAAGUUUAAGAAUUCGUUAUCCUGGACUUCCUCAGACUGUUCUUGAUAUGAACAAAAUUCAGUACAAUAAGGAUGUUGGGCAGUCUAUCCUUGAGAGUUAUUCCAGAGUCAUGGAGAGCUUGGCAUUUAACAUCAUGGCCAGAAUUGAUGAUUUGAUCUUUGUGGAUGAUGCAACCGAAAAAUGUGCCACUGCAGAAGCAGUUUCUAUAUUUAACCGGGGAGGAUUAGGACUGCCAGUUCAAAAAAAGAUCUCACCCAGUCCCUUCUCGAUUCAAAACACACCUUAUGCUUCACCCUUUGCAACUCCUGCAUAUUGUUCAACUCCAGUAAGUGGGAGCCCUGGAAGGCUGCAAGAUUCACAAAGCAAGAGAAAUACAUUAAUUCAACCAGAGGCCAAGACAGAUAAGAUCAUCCCGGGUGAUCUGGAGAAGGUAUGGUCAUACACCAGCAAUGUGAGUGCUAGGAAAGAUGCAGGAGAUGCCCCUGAAAGGAACUGACUCAAAACAACGGUUCAGUUGAUACGAAUGCAAGCAUAGAGAGGAAAAUGAUUGUUACCCAUCAAGGUGCUGCUUUGUUUUGUACAGAUGCACAAAUUCAGAUAUCAGGUUUGUUUUGUUUAGAAUUAACUGCAAGUUUGAAUCCCUUUAGUUGUGUAUCGAUCUAUUAUGAGUGCAGCUUAGAUGCUGUUUUGAAGAAAAUUAAAUCUUUAUGAGCCUUUGGUGCAACUUAAAAGCUGACCUUGGUCGAUCCCUGUGUAAAAUUAAAUAAACUCAUUAAAUUUGGGCCUAGUAUAUA